CAGCUUAUUAUAGUUUACUGGGACUAACAACCCCUGGACAAAUUUGGAAAAGAAAUUCUGCAAAGUGGGUGGUGCUUUAAGGAACAAUGAGACACAGCCUAGUGUGGGGCCACAUGUAGAGGGGAUAAGCAAGGCUGUAGUAAGCGCCGUUACCAACUUGGUACUUUGUGGUUAUAGUUUUCUCCAAGUUGCGCUUAAGAAAGUAUGAACAUGGGCAAAACUGAGGAACUCUAUCAAUCAACCAACUGGAUAUUAAAGUAUGUCACCGGAGAUUUGUUCUCCUGUCCACGCGAUGAAUCCUUGGCCCACUGCAUCAGUGAAGACUGUGGCAUGGGAGCAGGCAUAGCGGUGAUGUUCAAGAAGAAGUUUGGUCGAGUCUCAGAGUUAAAGGAGCAGAAGAAGCUUCCGGGGCAGUGUGCUGUCCUGACACAUGAUCAACGUUUCAUCUACUAUCUGAUCACAAAGAAAAAAGCCAGCCAGAAACCCACGUAUGUCAACCUAAGACAGAGUCUGGAAGACAUGAAAUCUCGCUGCUUAGAAAAUGGUGUCAAUAGGAUAUCAAUACCUCGAAUUGGCUGUGGCCUGGACCAGCUGCAGUGGUCAAAGGUGUCAAAGAUCCUGGAACAGAUCUUUAAAGAGACAAAUAUCUCCAUCACAGUGUACAGCCUGCCCUGUGUUGGGUCAAAGCUUCAAAUGCAUGACGUGUAGUAC
Molecule: messenger RNA, 711 nt
Organism: Xiphophorus couchianus (Monterrey platyfish)
Lineage: Eukaryota; Metazoa; Chordata; Actinopteri; Cyprinodontiformes; Poeciliidae
Product: ADP-ribose glycohydrolase OARD1-like
Exons: 4
Coding region: 205-708 (167 amino acids)
Biological process (GO): peptidyl-glutamate ADP-deribosylation
Source: RefSeq, a predicted model, not a curated record